Drosophila willistoni is the source of this 1584-nucleotide messenger RNA. RefSeq names its product zinc finger protein 184. Gene Ontology annotation, biological process: regulation of transcription by RNA polymerase II. NCBI's taxonomy places the organism in Eukaryota, Metazoa, Arthropoda, Insecta, Diptera, Drosophilidae. The coding region runs from base 94 to 1488 and encodes 464 amino acids. Gene Ontology annotation, cellular component: nucleus. Gene Ontology annotation, molecular function: zinc ion binding; RNA polymerase II transcription regulatory region sequence-specific DNA binding; DNA-binding transcription factor activity, RNA polymerase II-specific. The record is from RefSeq and is a predicted model, not a curated record. The transcript has a single exon.
UAUUCGAUAGCUGAAAUCAGCUGGAACCAACGAUCGCAAAAGGAAAAACAUUUCUAUAUUUGUUUGUGCCUUAGGUGUUCGAGCCAAAGAAUAAUGUUGACUUUAGCAAAUUUAGCCCAAUUGUGUCGAAUUUGUCUACGUCAUCUGCGUGAGACGGGGGGCGUCUGCAACGAUCAGAGCCGGGAGCUUAAAAGCAUUAGCAAUCCUCAAUUUGUAGUGCUUCUGAAACAGUGUCUGGCUAUCGAUGAUGAUGCACUGGGUAUGGACGACUGUAAAGAUUUCCCCCAUGACAUCUGUGCCUUGUGCUAUAAGGCCAUUGAUUACUUUGUAGAAUUGUGUCAAGUGGCCAAAGCCAGUGCCGUGACAUUGAAACAGCUGAGGAAGCAGCAGCAGCAGCAGGAGAAGAACAUUGAGAAAGACUUGGUUGAAAACGUACAGAUUUCAGGCGAAUUGGAAGUGAAAGAAGAACAGAUAGAGGAAGAUCAGCAACCACAAGAUGAUUUCGUCGCCAAGGCGCAGGAAGACAAAGAGGAUGCAAAAACAGAAUCAGAUGCGGAUGAAAUGGAAAUGUCAUUAGACGAAGCCCUAAAGCAGCAGCAACAGCCAUCUGAUCUGUCCAUGCCGAUGUCCAAUAAUAAACGAAGGUCUUUGGCCUGCAAUCAAUGUGGCAAACAAGUCUACAAGUUGCCCUAUCUGGAGGCCCACAUUCGUAGUGUUCACGAGGGUCAUUCAAAGCCAUUCCUCUGUGUUCAUUGUAAAAAGUCCUUUACACGCUACGAACAGCUUCGCUCUCAUGUGCGUAAUGUCCAUCCGAACUCAAGUUCCAAGCAGCAAGACCAUCAGUCAUUGGACGAGGAGCAAGAGCAAGUGCAGCGUUUGAUUUGCUUGCAUUGCAAGCGCAAGUACAGCACGAAAAAUGCUUUGGGAGAACAUUUAAAGCGCCAUGCACAGCAUAAGGAGCACAUUUGCGAGCAUUGCGGCGUAGCCAAGGUCACCCGCACCGAAUUGCUAACUCAUUUGCGUAUCCAUAAUCCAAGCUGGGAAAAGUUUAAAUGCCAACAGUGUCCGCAGCUAUUUCGUCAUAAAUCGGCGAUAAGUCGACAUGUGCGAGUGGUUCAUGAAGGUCAGCGGCGCUUCCAGUGUGCCCAUUGCGAGAAACGUUUUGGAACUCAUGCAUCCCAGCUAAGGCACGAGCGUUUACAUACUGGACAGUUGCCCCAUCGCUGUGAAAUCUGCACCAAGUGUUUUCCGGAUGGCGAUCGGUUGACCGCUCAUAUACGAACUCACGACCGAAACUUAUGGCCUUUUUCGUGCAUGCAUUGUGAUAAGCCAUGCGUCACAUUGCAAAAUUUGGAGAGACACCUGCAAAGGCACAGCAGCAAGAACCCACCACAUAUUUGUGCUAACUGCAAUCGGUCAUUUAGCACAGAUGAGAUGUUGGCCAAUCAUAAGGAGGAAGCAUGUUCAAUUAAUGAGAAGACAGCCUGAGUUUUGUUUAUACCUUUUUUUAUACACGUUUACGUAUACAUAUAGAAUUGUAGUUUGUACCUGAUGAAAAUAUAAUAGAAAUAUAUAUUCAAUAAA